UUCUCCUGAUGCUCCUCACACACAGGAGGAAUCUGGUAGCCGCAGUUUUGUUGAUGCAGUUUGGGACAAGUUUAAUGAUGACAUGGUUGUAAACGACUGCAUCAACAUAUAUGUGCCAAAGAAAGGACCAGCAAGACUGACAGGUUUGUACAAUGUACAAACUGUUUAAGAUCUAGUUUGCAGAACUCUGCAACCUAGGAAGGAUAAGGUUCAUAGCCUGUAAACCAUACUUCUAAUUAGCAGUUUCAUGUCUCACUAUCUCAUUCUGUGUUUUAUAGUCUUAAUGGCAAACAAAAUCUGCAGAUUUCCAGAAUAUACUACUGUCAUUAGUUUGUUGCAAAAAUGCUUUUUUGAGUUUUUCAUGAACAUUCAUUUUUAGAAAAGCAUAGGUGAAUUGAUCUAAAUGCUAGUACUGACAUCAUUAAAGAUAACAGCCAGUGCAAGAGCAUAUUCUAAUGAUUACCAAAUCUGUAAGCCUACUUUGUGACAUAAAAAAUGAACACUUUACCUCACUCCAAAAUCGAGAUAAGGACUGAGAUGUUUAGAUUUUGCAAGGGGAAAGGGUGAUUACAUGACAUAGAUAAAAGGUAAAGGUCAUCCCCUAAUCAUUUUUAGGUCACUGGGAGUGAAGUGUUAGAGACCUCACUUUUCUCUUUACAUCUCUUCCUCACUGCCUUACCUUUCCCAACCCUUUAUGGAGUCAGGUACUUAUUCUUCAUUCCGAGAGCUGUGACACAUGAAUGUCAAAACAGGAGUACCUCUUGGUUUGAACACUAGUGUUCUAACCACUUGGCUAUCCGGUUUCCCUUCAAAUCAAAAAGGAAAAUACCAACAAAAAAAUUUUGUUAAGAGGACUGAAACUAUGAGUUAGGUCAGAUGUCUUAUCACUUAAGACUUAAUGUAAUAAGUCAAACAUAUGAAAGCUAAUAUUUUGUCAAAUGUUAGUGACAGUUUUGCAUGCAUAAAGUAUCAUGUAAUGAAAACAGUUUUUAAACAUGAGAGAUCAAAAUCAUGGAAAUAUUUAUACACAUUCAUUUGAUGCCUACUAUUUUCCAGAAACUGAUUCUAAAACUCCCAAUUAAUGUAUUUAAUUUGGUGUCUAAAAUCUCCCAUCAUUUUAAAAUUAUGGUCAGAAAGUCUCCUAGAAGUUGAAACCAAUGGUCUGACAGUGCCAAACAGUUUUAACCCAAGAUAAAAAAAACUCCUUGCAUAUUAUGGAUGAAAACAUUGAUCUCUAUAAAAGUAAUAAACUUGCUCAUUUAAAGUAAUUUUAAACUCAAUAGAACCUUUAGUUGUUAUGUAACUUUCUUUAAGGAAAGAGGAAAAUACUUUAUAAUAAGCUAUUAUUAGGUAGUCUUACAAAAAAAUUAAUGUCUGAUAUUGUCAUCAAAAGAUGAAUUGCCCACUUGACACUAAAACUAUUAAUAUUUUUCAAUCAAUACUGCUAUUUGCCUUGACCUAUCCAGCCAUGGCUACAUUUUCAGAUUAAAAUCAGUUUUGUUUAAUCAUUAGUCAAUGUUUAAAAUUGAUAAUUUGGCAAACUUAAAUGGAAGCCAGACAACUUGGCCAAGAACCAGAUCAACCAAAAAGAUUUGACCUGGAUGCAAAAACUUGCCUCUCUGUGUGCUUUUUUUUUCUUUUAUUUUUGUUUUUGCUUAGGAGAUCACAGUUUAAAAAGAAAUAAUUGUAAUUUGCAUUGACCUGUCACAGAUUCAGGGCAUUUGAUCCUGCCUCGCCAGGUACACCUGAACGCCUGUGGCAUCACAGAGGCUGGGCACCCAGCUGGCAUGACUCGCAUGUGCCAAGGAGUUAUGGAACUUGACUUAACACAAAACUGUAUAGCAUCUUGGCAGGAAAUUUUCCAAGUCAUCUGCUGCAUGCCACGCCUGACAUUUCUCAACUUAACCAGCAACCCGAUUAGUUCACCAAUUGUUGGCUCCCCCAAAAUGGUUGGUAUGAUGCAUGCAAGCAUAAGUUCCACAGCAUCCUCACUGGAUGAACUGACUGCAUCAGCUCUUUUCUCCCGUGCCCUGGCAGAGUCUCCCAACACUGCCUCUACCAACCUCAGUGACACCGAUCCCGACAUUUCUAUCAAGGGCCCCACUACCAGCAACAUUGUUGAGGUUGUGGCCCCAUUAGAUGCUUCUUCUAGCAAAGUUGCUUCAGAACAAGAGACAUCCAUAGUGCAGAGUAUUGAAACAAAUAUAUCACCAUCAGUUCAGGCACAUAGCUCAGAAACCACUGAACCCACAUUGUCAGUGGACGCCACCACAAAAGACUUAAGUGAAGACAAAACUGUUUCUGCUGCCACACAAGAUGGUGGCAGAGAUGCAGACAGAGCCAGUUGCAGUACCCCUGAAGCUUAUGACAAGAAAACUGGUUCUUUUUCUUGCUCACCCACUGAACUGCCUACUUCUUUAUGUUUUCCGAACCUGAGGCAGUUGGUGCUGAAUGACACACAGGUGGAUUGGCAGAGUAUUGUUCAACUUUUGAAAAUAUUUCCAAAUCUAGAAGAGCUACACUUGAGUUUGAACCACUACACAUCUGUUGAUCUGCUUCCUGAUCUACUGUACCCUUCUCUUGUUCGAAUUUUCUUUAAUGGCAAUAAAGUAUGCGCUUGGUCAGAAAUCAACAAACUUGGGCGAGCCUUUCCUAGUCUUCAGCAGCUGUUCUUGGCCGAAACAGAGCUGAGGACUCUGGAUGAGACAGACUGUAUGGCCGAGUCCUUUCCCUGUCUGAGCUUGCUCAGCCUUAAUAAAACUCAACUGGAAGGCUGGGACAUUCUGGAAAGGCUACGUCUUUUGCCUUCCCUUAUUGAUGUUCGGCUGCAGGGUAUACCUUUCUUAGAGUCAAUGGAGGCAAAAGAACGGCGGCAGCUUCUUGUAGCACGACUACCUAAUGUAACCCGUCUCAAUGGUAGCCCAGUUACAGAUGAGGAGCGUGAGGAUGCUGAGAGAGCCUUCAUUCGCCUUUUCAUGGACAGUGAACAAAAACCUGCCAGGUAUUAUGAACUAGAAAAAAUCUAUGGCAAGUUAGACCCCUUGGCCAAAGUGAAUCUCAAGCCACAGCGAGUCUUUAGAGUGAAGGUAGUCUUCAAUGACAGAUGUGAAGAACUGGAAGUCAAUGCAAAUCAGUCAGUCAGGGAACUUAAAAAGACAUUACAAAAUCUGGUGGGUUUGCCAGCCAGCCGAUUUUCUGUGUUUUAUGUUGACAAACAGAUAGAUAUGGGUGCUGAGAGACUGAGGUUUCCAGACAAAAAGCUCUACACUUACAAACUUACAGACGGAGACGAGUUUAUUGUAGAACCAAAAACUUAGCUUUCUUAUCAGGUGAUGUACAAUUUCCAUGUCCAUUUUUAUUUUCUACAUGCAGCAGCUUCCAUUUGUUGGAGGAUGAGCUGCUGCAAUAAUUUGCAGAUGAUUGUCAUGAAAUAAAUGGUAAAAUAUACUCAGCAUUUUGUGAUCUUCACAUUUCCAAGAAAGAAGUGUCCGUCUCAUAGUUCUCUUUCAUAUGUUGCUCUUUGUUUAUGUGUGUGUGGGUGGAUAAUAAUUGUAAGACUUUUUUGGGCUGAAUUGACUUGGGUCAUAUGCUUUUUUCCUUCUUUUGGCCUAGUUAUGAAUUGUGCUAUACAAAGCAGAGAAAAUCAAAAUGUAAGGGUAGCCUGUGGGGAAGUUGACCUCUUUGUUAGGCCAUUUGCUGCUGCUGAAGAUUCAUAAAUUACUAUCACAAAACUUUUUAACACAUUUUCCUUUGAAUGGAAUUGUAAGUAGUGUGGCUGUUUGAUGAUGAGGAAGCAGGCAACCCUCACUUUGAUGCACCAACGACUUUGAUUUUUCUGUGUCUUUGCUUAUUCAGAUCAGAGGAUGGGUUUCUUAUAGGGUCACUUGGAUAGAAAGUUGUUAUUCUAGUAACAAAUGUUAUGUCCAAGAGAAAUUAAUUUAGCAGGCCAUUUGUUAAAGGUCCAACAACUAUUUUUACUUUUGGUAAUAAAAGUGUAUGUCAUGUGCAAAGCAGUCAAAAAUAAAUUAUAAUCAUAAACAUUGAACGCAGAAAAGCAUCCUAGCAUGUGCUAUACAAACAAGCUCUGAAACAGAUUGGCUUACAUUUUCACACAAGUUGGUGGCAUUGACAGCAAUAAUUUUUUUUUCAUUUGAGGUGUGAUGUUGAUCAUCAGCUGAGACAUCUGAAGUACAUUCUUUUAUUUCUGUCUUAGCCUCAACAUAACUAUGUUAAACCACACUCAUAUAUUUGUCACCAGUUUAUAUUUCAUUAUUGGUUACUGGGACCGCUUUUUAAAAGGACAAUAUUACUUUUAACAGGCUUUUUUCCAACAAUUAUGAUCCCAUUUUAGGAAACAAAUGAUUGGACAUAAUGUCUCAUAGUAAAACUUAUGUAAUUCUAAUUUCCUGACUUGGCAUUUGGGUGUCAUAUUUUUUUUUAAACAUCAACUCUGUUUUUUGGAUUUAACUAAGAUCAACAGUGCUGUACAUGAAUGUUUUGAGAAGAAAGGGAGAUUACCUGCAGUCAAAAAAAAAAUACAUGAUUAUUCCAAAGGUAAAUGCAUAUUUAAUUUGUGGUAAUGAAGUGCUUUUUUUUCAAUGCUGCCACAUAUUUGUACACACAGGGAGUUGUUUACUAACAGAACGUUUAGUCUUUUCUUUGUUUAUGAUGUGUUAUGUUUAUUUUAACCAGAAGGUUGCUGGUAAUUUUGGUGUGAUGGUCUCAUAUUUAUUCAGACUAAAGAUGUUUUGGCUUGUUACUUAUGCUUUUAAGUUAUUCAAAUUUUCAGAGUGAUUUCUGAAGGUGAUGUGUGAAAGAUUGAGGGUCAAAUUAUUUUGGAAGUGCAGUUGUACUUGGUACCUUUGACUUCUGUAUUUUUGAACUAUAAUUGGUUUGAUUAACUACAGUACACAAAUCAUUGGUUGAAACUUUUUCCAGCUCUGCCAGCCAUCAAAACUUUAGUUCAUACAUUACUUUGCAAAAUACAUUAUUUAAAUCAGGAUUUAUAUCUGAAUUCUUUUUGUUAAUUCGCAUGACUACUUGCUGGUCUUGGUUUGCUUGUGCUGAUGCUACAUAUUAAUAAUUAUUGCUUUCUCCCACCCACUGAAGACAAAAACAGCUCAGCUUACAGGUUUCAUGUCUUCUUCAUCCACUGAAAAUCACGCACCCAGCUAUAAAAAUCUGCAUUGAUAAAUUUCCAAUGUGUCAUAUGCAUUUAAUCCAAGGUUUCCCCUACAUAAAAAUCCCCUUAUAAUUUUGAUCUGGCAGUUAUGUGUGUGUUUUUGUUUUUAAAUUGCAGGAAUGUGUAUGUUUGUAUAUGAUUAUUAAAGAUGCUGCUUUGCACUACAUUUA
Messenger RNA from Pomacea canaliculata, 5352 nucleotides. RefSeq names its product tubulin-specific chaperone cofactor E-like protein. The coding region runs from base 1788 to 3317 and encodes 509 amino acids. Lineage: Eukaryota; Metazoa; Mollusca; Gastropoda; Architaenioglossa; Ampullariidae. The record is from RefSeq and is a predicted model, not a curated record. The transcript has 6 exons. Gene Ontology annotation, molecular function: protein binding.